CCUCGAGUCUCGAACAAAGACCCAUUCUCUUCUGUUUUGUAAUAAAUACAUUUUAAGAUCAUACUGGUUAUUAAAAUACUGAGAUAAUUACAAGUUUUAACCCUACAUUACACUACAUAAUCUUUGUUUCUCUUUCUAUUUAAAUUUAUUGAUGGAAGAGGGAACUGGUUUUCCUCAAGGGCGGCCAAACGGAAAAUACGGCGAUGGAGGUGAGCGAGUGCCGUCAAGGUUGAAGUCGGAGCUGAGAUUCUCUGGCGGGGGUAGUAGUGGUCAUCAAGAACAUAACUCGGAGGUGGAAGCGCCUUUGGCCGCUAUAAACUGUGUUGCAUCGACGAGUAUGAGUUUUGGAAAUGAUCAUAACAGUUGGGAUAACUCGUCUUCUCAAAUCAGUUUCACCAUUGAUGAACCCGGAAAACGGUCCAAGACCACCGACUUUUUCACCUUAGAAACUCAGUUUAGCAUGCCACAAACGUCAAUGGAGAUGAGUAUGAUAAACAUCCCAGAGGAUUCGGUGCCUUGGAAGGUUAGGGCCAAGCGUGGCUGUGCUACUCACCCGCGCAGCAUCGCUGAAAGGGAGAGAAGAACGAGAAUAAGUGGGAAGCUGAAGAAGCUACAAGAACUUGUGCCCAAUAUGGACAAGCAAACGAGCUAUGCAGACAUGUUGGAUUUGGCUGUUGAGCAUAUCAAAGGUCUUCAACACCAUAUAGAGUCACUGGAAAAGGGGAUGGAGAGAUGCACUUGCGGGGCAUGCAAGAAGCAAUGAUGAAUUAUAUGAUAUGUUGCCAAACAUGAUCCAAGAUGGUAUAGAAGAAAAAGAGACUAAGUGAAUCAAUUCAAAGACGGAAAGAACAAAAAAAAAAAGAUUUUAAUUAUAUUUGUGAUUUUUGGUGGUAAAGAAAGGGAUGGUGAUCAAUUCUUGAAGACUGGCUUUAACACAUUCUCGCAGUCUUCACCACAAUGAUCACUUAUAUUAACUUAAACUAAUUCGAUCAAUCAAUAAGAAAAUGUGUACACGAUCUCAAAUUUACCAAUA
Brassica oleracea var. oleracea is the source of this 1033-nucleotide messenger RNA. Its product is annotated as transcription factor bHLH129-like. Gene Ontology annotation, biological process: regulation of transcription by RNA polymerase II. Lineage: Eukaryota; Viridiplantae; Streptophyta; Magnoliopsida; Brassicales; Brassicaceae. Gene Ontology annotation, cellular component: nucleus. The transcript is spliced from 5 exons. Gene Ontology annotation, molecular function: protein dimerization activity; RNA polymerase II cis-regulatory region sequence-specific DNA binding; DNA-binding transcription factor activity, RNA polymerase II-specific. The coding region runs from base 152 to 763 and encodes 203 amino acids. The record is from RefSeq and is a predicted model, not a curated record.